CAAGCAUGCCUCGCAACAACACCGCCGCCAGCAUGUACGGAGGAGCCGGGGGAAGGGGCGUCAAGGCGUCCGUCUCCAGCCUGGAGGGGCUCCGUAGCUUCCUCCGCAACGACACCGAGAAAGACUCCGCUCCGGUCACUCCUGCCGCCGCUCCGGUCACAGCCGCCGAGGCUCCUGCCGCUCUUUCCCACCCCCAAAAGGACAACAAGCAGGAGCUGCAGGGCCUGAACCAGCGGCUGACCGACUACCUGAACAGGGUGAAGCAGCUGAAGGAAGACAACGACAAAUUGCAGAAGGAGAUUGAUGACAUUAUGGCCAAGAGGAAAGCUCCUGAGGGACGAGACUGGGAUAAAAUCCAGAAACCACUGGACGACCUCGACAAGGAAAUCAAAGAUCUCACCCUUGACAACGCAGGGCUGUUGCUCCAGAUUGACAAUGCCAAGAUGGCCCAUGGUGACUUCAAGAACAAGCUGGCUGACGAGUCAAAGGCAAAUAAGGAGUUAGAAAAAGACCUGGAAAAUUUGAAAUCGGACAUUGAUGACACCAAGCGUAACCGAGAGCAGCUGCAGACAGAGAUCAAUCUGGUCAACAGUGAGGUGGACCGCCUUGAGAAGGAGCACAAGGAUGAAGUGAAAGAUCUGCGUGAGAAGAUCACAAAUGCAGAGGUGAAGGUGGAAAUUGAAUCCCAGGACUCCAACCUGGCCGACGUUGUCAAUAAAAUGCGGGUGCAUUACCACAAUAUUGCCGAGAAGAACUUGAAGGAGACAGAGGAUUGGUACAACAGAAAGUUUGAGAACAUUAAGGUGAAGGAGGCCAUGGACAACGAGGCUUUGGACUCUGGAAAGUCUGAGCUCAAGAAUCUGCUGAAGCAGAGGAAAUCUCUGGAAAUUCAGAUUCAGGCUAGCUACAAAAUGAUCCAAACUCUGGAGGAGAAUCUGAUAAAAGCCAAGGCUGAGAACAACAAUCGACUGAUCCCUUUCAACAGCGUUAUUCUUGGCCUCGAGGGUGAGCUGAAGGAGGUGAGGGCUCAGGUGCAGCAGAAGGUGGAUAGCUACAAAGAGCUGCUAUGCCUCAAAAUGAAGCUGGAGAAAGAAAUCAGGGAUUACAACGAGCUGAUGCAAAGCAUAACUGCUGAUCCUGAGAGCUUGGAGUUUAAUAAAAAGGAAGAAUUGCCAAAGGAACCUCAAUGCCCUGACCUGCCGGAACGGAAAGCGGAGAACAAGGUCCAGGAGAAUCAAGCAAGCGCCACCGUUAACCAAUCAUCCCAACCCAAAGCUCCUGCAAAUACCACUCCAGAGGUUGUUAUAGGAGACUGUGUUUAAAAAUGGUGCUCUGAUCUGUUCCUUUCUAUUACUUGGUAAAUGAAAACUAUUGGUGCUGCAAAUCUACAUAAUCCGUAUAUGGGGGGUUCUUCAAAUGUGUUUUCUGUGAUGUGAGCAAAAUAAAGAUGGCUUCAAAGUGGAAAAAGA
Molecule: messenger RNA, 1469 nt
Organism: Girardinichthys multiradiatus
Lineage: Eukaryota; Metazoa; Chordata; Actinopteri; Cyprinodontiformes; Goodeidae
Product: keratin, type I cytoskeletal 18-like
Exons: 8
Coding region: 6-1322 (438 amino acids)
Molecular function (GO): structural molecule activity
Source: RefSeq, a predicted model, not a curated record